ACUUGUUAUGCGACUCUACAACCAAAGUAUUCGGACGCCAGCACUGUAUGCACGACACCGGCACCAACACCAUCGUCCACUCGGAGGCCGAGUGUGUGUGUCAGAGGUGGACACACUGGCAAACAUGGCAGCCAUCUCUUCUCUCGUCGAAACACAAACAGGUAUGGCCUCCUCUGUCAAGCGAGACGUGCAUCUCCUUCAUACCUUUGCUCACCUCAGCCUCCUAUUUUUGUACAACGUCGAAGCAGCUACACACCAGGUUCUGCUCCAAAAGUACAGUUGUGCAUCGCCCAGUAACCUUACUGGCUCACUCGUCUUCACAUCUGUACAGACAAAAGCCGAGUGCGCGGUGAAAUGUUUUGACACAUGCGUCGCCAUUGUGGUCAAUCCGCAAGGUAGUUCAAGCAUAAACUGCGCAGUCCUCACUAGCUUGCAGCAUAUCCCGUCUCACUCGAUGGUGUCCUGCAGCGACCCCUUGAACUCAGCAGUCGUCUACAAGAACAACAAAACGAACUAUGAAUGCAACUCUACAAUCACGGUGUUCGGACGCCAGCACUGUCUACACGACACCGGCACCAACACCGAUUCUCACUCGGAGGCCGAGAGCGUGUGUCAGGCUAUGGGUGGUCAGUUGCCAGAGGCGGACACACUAGCAAACAUGGCAGCCAUCGCUUCUAUCUUUACACCGCCUGAGUUCAUCUGGAUGGGAGCCAAUGACCUGGUUACUGAUGGAACUUACCUGUGGCCCUCUGGUGUUGAAGUUGACGUAUCUUUCUGGGAGGUUGGCGAACCACAUAAUCGUGCUAAGGAGAGCUGCACGGCACUCUCCAGAUUCAACACUCUGCUCCUUGUCAACAUUAUAUGCGAAGGGUUUUCAGUCCCUGUUCACGUUGUGUGCGACAUUGUUUCAGACUGAUUUAGGCUGGAUGCUGUGUAACAGAAUGUAUUAUCUGCCACUGUGGAAUAGGACAUUGUGUCACGACAUCGUGGAAUCAGGCGCUCGUCAAUUUUUGGGCAUAUGGAUUUAUUGGUAUCACCUGAAAGCUGAU
Molecule: messenger RNA, 1049 nt
Organism: Aplysia californica (California sea hare)
Lineage: Eukaryota; Metazoa; Mollusca; Gastropoda; Aplysiida; Aplysiidae
Exons: 4
Coding region: 8-916 (302 amino acids)
Source: RefSeq, a predicted model, not a curated record